Molecule: messenger RNA, 558 nt
Organism: Suncus etruscus (white-toothed pygmy shrew)
Lineage: Eukaryota; Metazoa; Chordata; Mammalia; Eulipotyphla; Soricidae
Gene: CIB4
Product: calcium and integrin binding family member 4
Exons: 7
Coding region: 1-558 (185 amino acids)
Molecular function (GO): calcium ion binding
Source: RefSeq, a predicted model, not a curated record
AUGGGGCAGUGUCUGAGACACCCCAUGCAAUGGGAUGACCUGGAAGAGUACCAGGCACUGACUUUCCUGACCAAAAAGGAGAUCCUGUGCAUCCACGACACCUUCCUGAAGCUCUGUCCCUCCGGCAAGUGCUAUAAGGACGUGACAUUGACCAUGGACCAGGUCAGCUCCCUGCCAGCCCUCAGGGUCAACCCUUUCAGAGACCGUAUCUGCAAGGUUUUCUCCCACAAUGGCCUGUUCUCCUUUGAGGAUGUGCUGGGCAUGGCGUCUGUGUUCAGUGAGCAGGCCUGCCCCAGCCUGAAGAUCGAGUAUGCCUUUCGCAUCUAUGAUCUCAAUGAGAAUGGCUUCAUUGACGAGGAGGACCUGCGGGGGAUCAUCCUCCGGCUGCUCAACAGCGAGGAUGUGUCCGAGGACCUGCUCUCCGGCAUCACCAGCCACGUCCUGAGUGAGUGUGUCCUGGAUGAGGAAGACAAGUUGUCAUUCUCUGAGUUCGAACUCGCCAUGGCCAAGUCUCCAGACUUUCUGAGAUCCUUUCGGAUCCACUUUUGGGGUUACUGA